GUGGUCGUAAUUAUAGUGAUUAUCAAAAACACAUAUUUCAAUAAAUCAAUUUCCGCAUUUCAUUUCCUGUAGUAAUGUGGUGAAGGAUGUGACCGGAUAACGGAAAAGUACCGGAGUUUUUCCCGGAGUGUUAACACCGGUCAAGCAUCUGGUGGGGAAUCCGGGGAUAAUGCCGCUGACUGGCUGCAGAUCUCUGGCUUAAAAAGGAUGGUAAAUUCUAUUGGUGAGGAUGGGACUACAACCAACUCCACCAGCCCUUCUCCUCUCACUGAAGAAGAAGGAGGAGGGCACCUCAUCUACCUCACUCCCAUACUCUUCACUCCUUUUCUCUUCAUGGGCGGUUUCGCUACUUCCCUCCUACUUUAUGUUAUACUCAAGUUCUACCGUCGCUCCAUUCAUCCUUACUUCUUCUUGAUCUUCUUUUGCUUCUGUCAGAUAUUCGUUCUAUCACAGUUCUUACUGUCCUUCUUCGGUUCCUCAACAAAAGAACUGGACUGUUCCUUCAACAUGACAAUGCGCUCCACCGCAGUGAGCAUGUUAUCCUACUCAAUGAGCUGCAUCACCACCGCUAGGCUCACUGCUCUCAAACUACCUCUCAGGUAUAAGAGAAUACUUCACGUUAGAAACCAACUGGCUGUAUGUCUGGUGGCUAUGACUUGGGCUUGUUGCUUGUCCAUCCCUCCUAUAUUUGGUCUGUGUGGAUUUGCUUACAAUAGGGAGGAGGAGAGGUGCGAGUAUUUGGACGUUUCAGAGUAUGGCUGCUCCGCUUUUUAUGGGAUAUAUUGCUUUUUUGGGAUCUUUUUCCCAAGACUAGUCACAAUAACUUUAUAUGGGUUUAUUUACAAGUCAGUAAGAAAGAAUCAGAGUCUGAAGAAGAGAUACGCUAGGGUAACAUCCUUCUUAAACGGUCUGCAGAACGUGCUCUCCAUAACCACCGUGCUAACCUUCGUGCUGUCGUCAGAGAACACAAGUAACAAUGUCAUACGAUCCAGGAGAGUACCGGCCCCCGUCAGAAUCAAGUCACCGCAGAUGAGCCGGAGGGAGAAGACCAUGUUUAACGGAGCAAUAGAGUUCGUGGAACAAGUGCAGAGACCUCGCGGGUACAGCAUUGUGGACAGGCACCCUUCGGGCCGUACCAUGAGACGGUACACCAGCUUCGAGUGCAGGAAACGGACCACAUACCAGAAACUGGUGGAGGACCUGCACAACGUGCCAUUCGCUAUUAUCCUGGUGGUGGUGUUGACAUCCCUCACUGUCCUGCCUCUGCUUUGCAAUGUUAUCAAGAUCGGGCAGAUUAAGGGAAACAAACAUUCCUGGGACUGGUUUCUUGACAUAGCUCUCCUCUCACUGCUCAUUUCACUUAGCUGCUCUCCCUACGCAUACCUCCUCACUAUUAAGAGCAUACGGGACAAAUUGGAUAUCACCAUGAUUGGCUGGAAGAGAUACUUUUAUAGGAAGAAAGAUAAAUGGAUGGAUAAAAUUUUAAUUUGUUAAUUUCGUGGAAUUGUAGAAAAAGUAAUGUUAUAACGUGUAUACUAUACGGAAUUGCCUGAGGGGUAUUUAUAUUACAAAAGAGGCUACAUUUUAACCGUUUUGUAUAAUCGGAUCUUUUAUAUCAUAUCGGUAUUGUUUACUGAUGUGGUGAUAUAAACGGUUGAUUAUGUUAAUUAGAUUUUUAU
Molecule: messenger RNA, 1679 nt
Organism: Bolinopsis microptera
Lineage: Eukaryota; Metazoa; Ctenophora; Tentaculata; Lobata; Bolinopsidae
Exons: 3
Coding region: 208-1494 (428 amino acids)
Biological process (GO): G protein-coupled receptor signaling pathway; phototransduction; cellular response to light stimulus
Cellular component (GO): plasma membrane
Molecular function (GO): G protein-coupled photoreceptor activity
Source: RefSeq, a predicted model, not a curated record